GGUAAAUCUCUCGACAGCAAAAUGCAUCAACUUCAGCAGCAGCAGCGUGUUGCCAGCGGGAAGGCUUGCGGGACGCCUCAGCUGCUGCCUUCGGGCUUUGGGCGUCGCUGCUUGGCUUCCCAGCUUGCAGCGAGAUGUCAAAACUCAGUUAAAAUUACCCGACGCGGCCUUGAUUUCCGCGCACGCGCGACCGAGGAGUCAGUUGCAGUUGAAGUAACGCCAUUGGCGUCAACCAGCGCGACUGUCGAGGAUUCUGACAAUUGGGUGCCUGUUUGCCGUCCAGAAGACCUUCCGAAGGGUGUUCGAAAGGAGGUUGAUGUUGACGGGCGACAAGUCCUACUUUUCUGGUAUCGCAAUGAAAUCUAUUGCAUUGAGGCACGAUCACCAGCAGAGGGAGCGUACAGUGAAGGCUUCAUUCGGGCAAAGUUUACGCAGGACUACUGCAUCGAGUGCCCCUCGACUGGGAGCCUCUUCUCGCUGAAGGACGGCUCCAUCGUGUCAUGGUACCCCGGAAACCCGGUACUCCGGGUCCUGACCCCGGCGUCUUACUGCCGGCCUAUGGAGAUCUACCCCGUCAAGCUGACCCAGGAGGCCAUCUACGUGGACGUGUCUGGGGGCUCGCUUGGCGGUGUGCGUACGGCACGUGGCCGGGGCGGCGCUGGGACCUCCGUUGAAAACAACAACGUCUUCACCGUCCAGCCAACCGUCUAUUUUGAGGGCAUGGACCCAACCAAGGAAUCCGCCAGCGUUUAUGCGGAUGUGUCCGGCGGGGCCGAGGAGUUCAACCCCGUGGUGCUGAUCACGGGAAUUGUGGCGGUUGGCAUGACGGCGGUUGCGGGUACGGCAUUCGCGAUCUACUACGAGAACCUGACGGCGCUCAUUGCGUUCUGGGUGGUGUUCGGACUGACGGUUGGCGUGGCGGGGUUCAACUACGUGAACAAGCGGUUCAAGGGGGAUGCGUGAGCGGUUGGUGAGGAAGGAGGGCGAGUGGUGAAGCGGAGAGGGCAGACACGGGAGUGUGUAUUUUUUGGAAGCCCCCGUGUGCUGUCGUACGGUGUACCGAGGGGGCAGGCACGUACCGGUAUGUUUUGGAGGCCUGACAGUAUUCGUUUGUUGUGCAGGGAAGCAUGCAGGAGGGUAUAUUUGAGUGGAUGGUCUGUGUGUGGGAGAGAGUGAGGACCGUCUCGAAGGCGGUGUAGCAAAGAAGGCGGUAUAGGAUACAAAGUGGCGUGGAACAUCUGGAGAAGAUAACUAUACUGGUUUGCACGUGUGCCUCUGUCAAGAGUUGGCGGUGUACUGUCUCAGGCGCAGUGCAAGGUGGAAAGAUUUAUGUGGUGUUACGCAUUUACCUGCUUUUGCAUGUCCUGUAAUGUUGGCUAAGGGUUUCAACCGGGUUAACUGUUCGUAUGUAGUCUUCCUGCAUGAGGGUGAUAAGUGUACCGUUCACGCGUGCAAGACUGAAUACUUUAAGCGUUGCUCUGGAGGAAAUGUAACAACGGAGGAAAAUCCCGUCCGGGUGAACCGCUGGUUAGGGUUGGCUGAAAGGUAAAAUACAUGACGGGUGGUACUUGCGAAGUGUAUUGGAGGUUUCGGGGCGUCAUUAUCAAUUAGAAAUGCGGUGGAUUGUACACGGUGGGCUUUACCGGG
Messenger RNA from Astrephomene gubernaculifera, 1647 nucleotides. The record is from the annotation of a GenBank genome assembly. NCBI's taxonomy places the organism in Eukaryota, Viridiplantae, Chlorophyta, Chlorophyceae, Chlamydomonadales, Astrephomenaceae.